AAAGGUCACCUCAGGGCGGGGGCGAGGGCGGGACAGGAGCGGGAAGGUACCCUGGUUGCCUCCUCCUGAGCAGAUGAAAGGACAGCGUUUCCAGGUGGCGCUGGGUGCAGGGGCGCAGCCGUGAUUUCGGGGCAUCCCCGUGCAGCCGCGGCUGUGAUUUGAGAACCUCCGGCUUCUCGAGUAAUUAAUCUGGGAGCCGCCAAUGCAUAAUGCCGGGGUCAGCCCCGCUCCGAGGCUUCGGGCUUUGGGGGCCCUGGCGGUAGCGGCUCUUCUCUCGGCCCUCUGGCUCCUGUGGCUUCUCAGGUCGGCCCCUGGGGGAGCUCCGGCACCCCAGCCCACGAUCACCAUCCUCAUCUGGCACUGGCCCUUCGCCAGCCAGCCCCCAGAGCUGCCCAGCAAUACCUGCACCAGCUACGGUGUGGCCCACUGCCGCCUGACCACCGACCGCAGCCUGCUGGCCAGCGCCAACGCCGUGGUCUUCCACCACCGAGAGCUGCAGACCCGGCAGGCCCGCCUGCCCCUGGCCGAGCGGCCGCAAGGGCAGCCCUGGGUGUGGGCCUCCAUGGAGUCGCCCAGCCACACCCGCGGCCUCGGCCGCCUCCGUGGGGUCUUCAACUGGGUGCUGAGCUACCGGCGUGACUCAGACAUCUUUGUGCCCUACGGCCGCCUGGAGCCCCGUGAGGGGCCUGCGCCGCCGCUGCCAGCCAAGAGCGGGGUGGCCGCCUGGGUGGUCAGCAACUUCCAGGAGAGGCAGCGGCGCGUGCAGCUGUACCGGCAGCUGGCGCCCCACCUGCAGGUGGACGUGUUCGGCCGCGCCAGCAAGCAGCCCCUGUGCGCCGACUGCCUGCUGCCCACCGUGGCCCGGUACCUCUUCUACCUGUCCUUCGAGAACUCCCAGCACCGAGACUACAUCACCGAGAAGUUCUGGCGCAACGCGCUGCUGGCCGGCGCGGUGCCCGUGGUCCUGGGCCCCUCGAGGGUCACCUACGAGGCCUUCGCCCCACCUGAUGCCUUUGUGCACGUGGACGACUUCGGCUCGGCCCACGAGCUGGCCGCCUUCCUCGCUGGCAUGAACGAGAGCCGCUAUCAGCGCUACUUCGCCUGGCGAGACCGGUUCCGAGUGCGGCUGUUCGGCGACUGGCGGGAACGCUUCUGCGCCAUCUGCGCCCGCUACCCCCACCUGCCCCGUGGCCAGGUCUACCAGGACCUCGAGGGCUGGUUCCAGGCCUGAACUCCGCCGGCUGGAGGAGGCAGGGGAGGGUGGCUGGGAGCCGGAGGUGUGGGUGGAGGCCUGGGUGUUGAAAUCCAACCCUCCGGCAUCCGACCAACCCCCAUGGGCAACCCACAGGCUGACUUGGGGGCUGGGGACGGAGGCCAGGAAGCAGGGGUAGCCUUGGCAGGCUGCCCGGAGGUGGAGGCGGGUGGGCACUGGAGCCACUAUUUGGGGGCAGAGGUGUGAGCAGGGAGGGAGCAAUGCGGGUGCAUGUUGCUGGGGCCCAUCAGAGAUAAGAGGCUACAGAGGCCCUCCCUCCCCACCUUGAUCAUACCUUGAGCCGGUCAAGCCUGUCCUCCUGAGGUCUGUGGGGGCAAAACCUGGGCCCCAGACCUCUGUAGCCGCGGUCCCCUCGUCCGGGAUGUGCAGGCUGGAGCCCCGCGUACAGACCUGUGUGGCCCGGACCCGAGACAGCCAGCCAGCUUCUUGGGCUUUUGGCAGCCUGCAGUCAGUCCCCUCGGGGGACACCA
Molecule: messenger RNA, 1743 nt
Organism: Balaenoptera musculus (blue whale)
Lineage: Eukaryota; Metazoa; Chordata; Mammalia; Artiodactyla; Balaenopteridae
Gene: FUT7
Product: fucosyltransferase 7
Exons: 2
Coding region: 203-1231 (342 amino acids)
Cellular component (GO): membrane
Molecular function (GO): alpha-(1->3)-fucosyltransferase activity
Source: RefSeq, a predicted model, not a curated record